CUCAGCACUACACACAACACGGAAGCAGCAUGGCGUCCGGCAGUGACAUCUCCGAGCUGCAGCAAAAUGCAAAGGAAAGAUUGAGAAUAAUUUCGGGUCAUUUACAAAAACCAACAAACAAGGAGCAGUUCCUUGUCUCUGCAAACGAGUGCAAAGCAGAAGCUGGGGAUUGGAGUCUCGGGAAAACCGGGACCAUCCCUAAAAGAAGGCAGGAGAUUCUGAAAUGGAAUGGCUGGGGUUAUAAUGAUUCCAAAUUCACGUUUAAUAAGAAAGGUCAAGCUGAAUUUACUGGUAAAAGGUACCGACUCGGUGGCAUGGUGUUACCUGCCUUGAGAGAAUGGUUUGAAAAAACCUUUGGAGCAAGCCUGGAGCACAAAACACCAGCCAGGUCUGCUCUUAACCCCAGUGAAGUCCCACCACCUAUUCUCAAUGAAGGAUUCGUCCAGGACCUUAAAAGCACUGCCAUACCGUUCUCUCAUGAAACCGAAGACAGAAUCUUUAGAGCUCACGGACACUGCUUACAUGAAGUAUUUGCACUUCGAGAAGGAAAAUUUGAACGGGUCCCAGAUUUGGUGGUGUGGCCAAAUUGCCACAAGGAUGUGGAGAAAAUAGUGGAACUGGCUUGCAAACAUAAUAUUUGUGUUAUGCCUUUCGGUGGGGGGACUAGUGUUUCCAACGCGGUUGAGUGCCCUUCAGAUGAGAAGAGGACCAUCCUCUCCUUGGAUACUUCACAAAUGAAUCGAAUCUUGUGGAUUGAUGAGAAGAAUCUAACCGCACAUGUGGAAGCAGGCAUUGUUGGACAGGAUCUGGAGAGGCUUCUCAAUGAGAGCGGUUACUGCACGGGCCAUGAGCCAGACUCGAUGGAGUUCAGCACACUCGGGGGCUGGGUGGCCACCAGAGCCUCUGGCAUGAAGAAGAACAUCUACGGAAACAUUGAAGAUCUGGUUGUUCACAUAAGAAUGGUGACACCUAGAGGCGUGAUAGAGAAAAGCUGUCAAGGACCACGGAUGUCUACAGGCCCUGAUAUCUAUCACUUUAUUAUGGGAUCAGAAGGAACGCUGGGUGUUGUUACAGAGGUCACAGUAAAAAUAAGACCGAUUCCAGAAUAUCAGAAGUAUGGCUCAGUGGUCUUUCCCAACUUCGAGCAGGGAGUGGCCUGUUUAAGAGAAGUAGCAAAACAGAGAUGUGCUCCAGCCUCUAUUCGAUUAAUGGACAAUGAACAAUUUCAGUUUGGACAUGCUCUGAAGCCCCAAGUAUCUUCAAUUUUUACUUCAUUUUUGGAUGGUUUGAAAAAGUUCUAUAUUACAAAGUUCAAAGGGUUCGAUCCUAACCGGUUGUGUGUGGCUACCCUGUUAUUUGAAGGGGACAGAGAGAAAGUUCUUCAGCACGAGAAGCAAGUCUAUGAUAUUGCUGCCAAGUUUGGAGGCCUGGCAGCUGGAGAGGAUAAUGGGCAGAGGGGUUACAUGCUGACAUUCGUCAUUGCAUACCUUCGGGACCUAGGGAUGGAUUACUAUGUUAUAGGAGAAUCAUUUGAAACCUCUGUACCCUGGGACAGGGUACUGGACUUGUGCAGCAAUGUAAAAGAGCGAAUAACAAGAGAAUGCAAAGAAAAAGGAGUCCAGUUUCCUCCUCUGUCCACAUGCAGGGUGACACAGACCUAUGAUGCAGGCGCUUGUGUUUACUUCUACUUUGCCUUUAAUUACAGAGGACUCGGUGAUCCCAUCCAUGUUUAUGAUCAAAUUGAGCACGCUGCUCGAGAAGAAAUUCUUGCCAAUGGAGGAAGCCUUUCACAUCAUCACGGAGUGGGCAAGUUGAGGAAGCACUGGCUGCAGGAGACCAUCUCGGAUGUCGGCCUGGGAAUGCUGAGGUCUGUAAAAGAAUACGUGGACCCCAACAACAUUUUUGGAAAUAGAAACCUCCUAUAAAAAGCAGUAGUUUCUUCCUUUUCUUUUUACUACCAGAGACAAAGUUGAAAAUAGCAUUACUAAAAAAAAUUAAAAAAAAUAAAAAAUAAACACCUUUAUUACACUCGGUAAACAGGAUUUGGAGUACUGGCACUUCUCUUCAUUGUGUGUAGCUUUGAGCAAAGACAUUGAUAGAAUGCCAAGUCAGGCAUUAUUCCAUUCCUGUGUUUAUAGGCUGUGUGUUUUCUAUACCACUUUCUAUUACUGUGCAUGGUAUUGUAUAUGUUUGCAUUUACCCUGCUGCAACAGUUCGCAAUCUGAAAUCAUCCACGUUUUGUUUUGCUGCUGUUUUUGUUACUCAAGCUAAUAAAAUACAUGAUAUUAUAAUAUUGACUUGCUCCCUAUGGUGCAUGUCACAUGCCGUUAUUUGUCAAAAAAUUUCCUGGCACAGUCUCUUCAACUAGAACUAAUACAUAGAUCCUGCAGAAUACAGUGCCAACAGAAGAGGCCAGCAUAAGCAAUUUGAAUAUUGCUCCUAAAUAUUUAUUUGUAUUGCCAUUGAUAGGUGUUGCAGAACCAUUCACUAACACCCUUUUACACAAUUGUGCCUUUAGUAUCUUAGUCAGUCUCCCUUUCAGCUUUGGCAUACUAAUUUAAACAUCAGUAGACUGCAGUGAUGGAAAAAGCUUAAUGGGUGGAGCAGUUAAGGAUGUGCAACACACUAGCCAGUAAGUGCAUAUAUGAAUAGCACUGUGCCUUACAUUGGUCAGUUGUAACCAUAUGUUUAAGAUUUACUGUCACUUUUUCAUUUGCGACAGUAUUUCAGACUAGCCUAGUUGCUAUGAUUGGAAGACUGUUCACAAAUAAGUACAUGUUCUCCAAAAAUUAAAAAUGCAUUUAUUUAUUGUUUUACAUAAAACAAUGGCAUAUAUUUUCCACUUGAUCGUAGUGUUUUUUUGCUGGGUAUAACAGUAAACAUCUGUAAGAUGGGAAAUUUGUCUGCAAGUAAUGCCCAAAAGUGUAAUAUUGACUAUAUUUUAUAUAGCUGUUUAACCUUUACUGAAGCCACUAUAGGGUGUACUUGCAGAAAUGUACUGCUCUCUAGCCACAUUCUGUUUUCUUCCAUGUAUAUCAAUGUUAAGUACAUGAGCAGGUACAUGAGCAUACCUCUCCUAGGUAUAUGCAGUUGAAUUUUUAGAGCAGUUUCUGUCAGUAUGUACUGUACACUGGAACUAACAAUGCAAAUGCUGAAAGCAAAUUGGGUAAAGUAAACCUUACGUAUGAUAUGUUGUACGGUUUACACUGUUAAUAAAUUUAGUACCACCUUU
Molecule: messenger RNA, 3232 nt
Organism: Polyodon spathula (Mississippi paddlefish)
Lineage: Eukaryota; Metazoa; Chordata; Actinopteri; Acipenseriformes; Polyodontidae
Product: alkyldihydroxyacetonephosphate synthase, peroxisomal-like
Exons: 20
Coding region: 30-1925 (631 amino acids)
Biological process (GO): lipid biosynthetic process
Molecular function (GO): alkylglycerone-phosphate synthase activity; FAD binding
Source: RefSeq, a predicted model, not a curated record